Callithrix jacchus (white-tufted-ear marmoset) is the source of this 902-nucleotide messenger RNA. It is a transcript of the gene SPRR5, whose product is annotated as small proline rich protein 5. NCBI's taxonomy places the organism in Eukaryota, Metazoa, Chordata, Mammalia, Primates, Cebidae. The record is from RefSeq and is a predicted model, not a curated record.
AAGGGUAGGUGGAUCCUAUGGUGAGUAGGGACUAAUUAGGACACCCCAAUCCUGGGCCACCUCAUAGCCUCAGGCACGGAUGAGAGAUGUAUAAAGGUAGACAGGCUCAGAGCAUCCCAAACCCCUCCGCACCUAUCUGCGCCAGUCACUGGUGAACCUCGUUGCAAGUCCAGCCCAGAAUGUCUCAGCAGAAGCAGAAGCAGUGUGCUCCCCCGCAGCAGUGCUGCCCCCCACCCCAGCAGUGCUGCCCCCCUCCUCAGCAGUGCUGCCCCCCACCCCAGCAGUGCUGCCCCCCUCCUCAGCAGUGCUGUCCCCCACCCCAGCAGUGCUGCCCCCCACCCCAGCAGUGCUGCCCCCCACCCCAGCAGUGCUGCCCCCCUCCUCAGCAGCACUGUCCCCCACCCCAGCAGUGCUGCCCCCCACCCCAGCAGACCAAGCAGCCUUGCCAGCCUCCACCCAAGUGCCAGGAGCCCUGCGCCCCCAAGUGCCCACCCCCUCAGCAGUGCCAGAAGUCCAAGCAGAAGUAAGCACUGGGAAUGUAAUCAGAGGCAAGCACCCAGGAAAAACAGAUCAUGAAGUUCCUUCCGGGCCAGCAUCUUACCCCCCACCCCUCAUCAGCCAAGCAAAGCCCCUGCUCACCAGUGCUGGAUGCAGCCUCACUUCACGCUUAGGGGAGAGGCAGGACCAGGCUGGCGGCUUCCUCGAGCUCUACUCUUCUUAAUUAGCAGCUGCAGUUUCCACAUCAGACAAGGAUCUGGUUCUAAACUAUGUAAUCGUUUUUGCUGAUAUGUAUCUACAUUGCCUGCUGGAAAUGUGGGCGGCAUGCCCAGACAUUCUCUCCUAUCGCGCUUCCCCUCAGCUCCUGUUUUCAAACAAUUAAAAUAGAAUUCCCCUGGCAUAAA